AAUUUAAUAACAUUAAAGUUUUAUAUGUAAUCCUCCGGCAAAGACAAAUUUCAAAAGCCGCCAGUUGUCUAUACUCUAUUGAAUUAUAUUCUUUCGAACACAAACGCUUUAAAAAUCCCUAAUCGUUUCAUGCAAACAAUUGCUUGUUUUCUUUAGAAUUGCGCCAGGCUGUUUAUUUCCGUACAUUUACUGAACGAACUGUAAUAAUGCGAAAACAUUUAAUUGGAUUCUUUUUAUUAUGUGCAUUUUUGUCGAAAACCACAACUUCGUUGAGUUAUGACAGAAACGGUUAUAUUGCUUACUGUCCAUGCAUGGGUAGAUUUGGGAAUCAAGCUGAUCAUUUCUUAGGAGCCCUAGCUUUUAGCAAAGGCAUUAACAGAACAUUAAUAUUACCCCCUUGGGUUGAAUACAGAUAUGGAGAGUCAAAGUCUAUUCAGAUACCUUUUGAUACAUAUUUUAAUGUUGACUCCCUUCAGACAUUUCAUAAAGUUAUAACAAUGGAAUCUUUUAUAAUAGAUAUAGCACCUAUACUUUGGCCGAGUAGUAAAAGAAUUUCAUUUUGCUACACAAAAAGAGCUGGUGAAGAAAAUGAAAGUUGUAACGCUAAAUCAGGAAACCCAUUUGGACCAUUUUGGGAUACCUUUAAUAUUAACUUUGUUGGAUCAGAGUUCUAUGGACCAUUGAAUUAUGAUGCUCAUAAUAAAGACAUGAUGAAUAAAUGGAAAAAUAAAUAUUCCUCUGGAGAUUGGCCAGUUCUUGCCUUUACAGGUGCUCCAGCAAGUUUUCCUGUUCAAAAGGAGAAUAUAUAUUUACAAAAGUAUUUGUCAUGGAGUGAUGAAUUCAAAACAAAAUCUAAGAACUUCAUAAAGAACAAUAUGAGUGGAGGUGGAUUUCUUGGUAUUCAUCUUAGAAAUGGGCCAGAUUGGACUAAAGCAUGCAGACACGUUCAUGAUAGUCCCAUGUUGUUUGCUGCUCCUCAAUGUGUUGGUUAUAAAAAUGAAAAAGGGCCAUUGACAAUUUCUAUGUGUCUUCCAGAUAAAAUGGACAUUGUUAAACAAGUGAAGAGAGCUUUGAAAAAACUAAGCGACAUUAAGUACAUAUUUGUUGCGUCAGAUUCAAAUCCUAUGAUUGAUGAUCUUAAACGUUCCACAAACAGUCUAGAUAUAAAAAUUGUCACACUACAACCUUCCAAUCCACAUCUUGACUUGGCAAUUCUUGGACAGGCAAACUAUUUCAUUGGAAAUUGUGUAUCAUCCUUCACUGCUUUUGUAAAAAGAGAAAGGGACAGUAAAGGCUUACCAUCAGAAUUCUGGUCAUAUCCGUACCGUAAAAAAAUGAAACACGACGAAUUUUAAGACAGUAAUAGUUUGGACAUUUUUAACUAUGAACGUAUUUUACGCAAUCUGAACUACGGCCGGCUCACACAGGCAGCGACUUCAAUACUUGUACAACCGCAGGCUAUCCUUGAAGAGUCUCACGUAUUGAAAAGGCUGCUCUUUUUAGAUUCUGAUAUGUAAUUAAAUUGUUUAGAGCUUUGGUUGUUGAAUGGAUGUGUCACCAUCAUCCAAUAUGGGUUUGAUUCCUCUACAAAAGCUGAGAUCAGGUGUCGCUUCGUGUAAAAAUUUGACUUACCCAAUCCUUUUCCAUGGGUGGUGCAACCCGGGAACUCCAGAGAAGUCAGGGCCAUACCGGGAAUAUUUCCCAUCAAAUAUACAUAGUUUUGGGAAUAUUUUACAAACUUUCGCCAGGAAAAUCAUGUUAUUAAAUGAUUUUAUCUGUUAA
Molecule: messenger RNA, 1782 nt
Organism: Amyelois transitella
Lineage: Eukaryota; Metazoa; Arthropoda; Insecta; Lepidoptera; Pyralidae
Gene: pofut1
Product: GDP-fucose protein O-fucosyltransferase 1
Exons: 4
Coding region: 207-1355 (382 amino acids)
Biological process (GO): Notch signaling pathway; protein O-linked glycosylation via fucose
Molecular function (GO): peptide-O-fucosyltransferase activity
Source: RefSeq, a predicted model, not a curated record